Hylaeus volcanicus is the source of this 3557-nucleotide messenger RNA. Its product is annotated as putative odorant receptor 85d. Bases 981 to 2147 code for a protein of 388 amino acids. Gene Ontology annotation, molecular function: olfactory receptor activity; odorant binding. Gene Ontology annotation, cellular component: plasma membrane. Gene Ontology annotation, biological process: detection of chemical stimulus involved in sensory perception of smell; sensory perception of smell. The record is from RefSeq and is a predicted model, not a curated record. NCBI's taxonomy places the organism in Eukaryota, Metazoa, Arthropoda, Insecta, Hymenoptera, Colletidae. The transcript has 8 exons.
UACUCUACAUCUACCAAAGGUUUUAAAAUUUCUUAAUUGUGCAUAUUACCUUCCCUUGUAAGACAAAAGUAGUUUAACAUUCACCGACCAAGUUAUUAGGGAUUUUAAAUGAACGGAUCGAAUAGGAAACGAUAAGAUUAUAAAUGAACGUUUUGUGUAAAGAAUACAUACAAUUCUAUGUACAAAACAUGAUAUGUUACAAAAUAGAAAUAUUAAUUCAAAGGCACGUAGUGGCAUCGUUCCCCUCACCAUUAUUGUCACUAGUUGUCACAAAAAGCGUUUAUACAAACACUGACUGUGUGCAGGUAACGAUUACUAUCCAAGGAGCUUAUUAUUUUGUAGUGGAAAAGUCAGCUUAGUAGUUAGAUACAUUACUCGCUUAGUAACCAUUCACUUGGACGUUUCAGCAUCAGGCUAUCCUGUAUCGAACUCCAACGCACGGCGUAUCGCGGUUGAAAUGGCCAUGGAUUCAGGCACUGUACAAAGAAAUGUUAUUAAUUGUAAGAGGAAACGGUAAGCAUAUGUUUCACAUUAUGUAUAAAGAGUAACAAAGGUAUACGAAUUAUUUACAAGUCAAGUAACGUCCCACACAGUGAUGUAUAACUGCAAGGAAUGCAUAACUGCAUCGGGGAAUGUAGCGAAAUACACAAAAGCUGCCAUUACAGCGGCAACGUGCAUAUAACAUAUUAAUAGUCUCUACGUAGUCUCUAUACAAUUGAACCGGCCAAGGGGUUGGAUACAACGUGAAAAUGUGCUAUUCACCCUUACCUCCCUCACGAUUUGCUUUACAAUCAGUAUUCAUUGGUGUUCUCUUGUACCAAUCGUCUCUACUUUUAAAACAGUACCGCACACUCAAGUUCCUCGCGCGCAAUCCUUCAGCUCCUUCGUAAUGAAAGUUUAAAACUUUUCAACACUGAGUAUCGCCCUAGUCGAUCUUCAAAUUCUCAUUUUCAUCGAAUACGCUUCUGCUUUGCUUAACUAUGUUUGGAAACGUAUCACCAGAGAGGGCUAUAGAGUUUACUUGGUUCAGCGUGGCUUUGAACUAUUGCUGGCCACCGCCAUCGACGGCCACCAAAUUUCAGAUCACCUUAUACAAGUUCAUCAAGCUUCUGGUGAUUCUUAGCGCUGCAGGACUCGCUCUUCCUCUCUUGUACUCGCUCCACGUGCAUCGCAACGACCCAAUCAUCUUCACCAAAGCAGCUUGUUUAUGCGUGGCUGUUACACAAAUACCAGUACACUCGUCUUUCUGUCUCGCCCAUCACGAGAGGCUUCAGGGGUUGCUCGAACAGAUGACAGAUUAUUGCGCGAAAGCCAAGUCGUACGAACGAUUCGUGCUACAACGUUACGUCAACAAAUACUCGACGUUUUACGGGGUGUCCGCGACAUGGUUCUACGUUACCGCGGCUAUUUUCGUCGUUGGAACUCUGUUCGUCGAUCAGCCCUUUCCAACAGAAGCGGAGUACCCGUUUAACGUUGAUUACGAGCCUCUGAGGACGACGCUUUUCCUUCACCAAACAGUCGUCGGUUUUCAGUGUGCUGCGAACGUGUGCGUGAACGGGUUUGCUGCGAUGCUGCUGUUAUUCGCAGCUGCUAGAUUCGAGAUCAUAAUGAUAGAGCUGCGCGCUGUUCAAGAUAUCCAAAUGUUGGUAGAGUGCAUACAAAAGUAUUACCACGUGAAAAGAUACGCGCAAGAAGUGGUCACGUUUGCGCAGUACAUAGCUCUCACCGCGACGAUUGUGGCCAGCUUUCUGCUCGUACUCUGCGGUUUUCAUAUUGUCGGACGGCAACCGCUUGCGAUAAAAUUGCAAUUCUUAUUCUUGGCUAUGACUGCGCUAAUGGAAGUUUUCAUGUGCGCCUGGCCGGCUGACAACUUGUUGGACGUGAGCGAAGGUGCUAUUCAAAGCUUGUACGAAGUAGAUUGGUACGAUCAAGAUUUGAACAUGCAGAGGACCGUGAUGCAAACUUUGGUACCUCAGAAACCGAUAGCCAUCAGCAUUGCGUGCGUCAUCCCAGUCAUGUCGUUAAACUAUUAUUGCUCGUACGUGGCGAAUGCAUUUUCGAUAUUUACUGCGCUGCGUGUCAUGCUUAGCGACGAAGACGAAAGUUUGUUGCCAAGAACUAAUAAUACUAUCCUAACUACUGACUAGAAUCGCCUAGGUGUACAUUACUCUACAUCUACCAAAGGUUUUCAAAUUUCUUAAUUGUGCAUAUUAACUUCCCUUGUAAGACAAAAGUAGUUUAAUAUUCACCGAGCAAAUUAUUAGGGAAGUUAAAUGAAUGGAUCGAAUAGGAAACGAUAAGAUUAUAAAUGAACGUUUUGUGUAAAGAAUACUUACGAUUCUGUGUACAAAACAUGAUAUGUUACAAAAUAGAAAUAUUAAUUCAAAGGCACGUAGUGGCAUCGUUCCCCUCACCAUUAUUGUCACUAGUUGUCACAAAAAGCGUUUACACAAACACUGACUGUAUGCAGCAUCAGACUAUCCUGUAUCAAAUUCCAACGCCAGCGUAUCGCGGUUGAAAUGGCCAUGGAUUCAGGCACUGUACAAAGAAAUGUUAUUAAUUGUAAGAGGAAACGGUAAGCAUAUGUUUCGCAUUAUGUGUAAGAGUAAUACGAUGUAUCCGUAUCUGUGUAUUUCGAUGCACGUGUACGUACCUGGAUAUCCGUGUAUUUCGAUAUCCGGGUGUCAGCGUAUUUCAAUACCCGGGUACCCGUGUACUAAAAAUACCCGUGUUCUUAAUCCCUUGAUACACGGUACACGUGUUCCGUGCACCCGUGUAUUUGAUACCCGUUCAAAACCGUGAUCUCUAGUAGGUAUGUCAAACUUUAGUAGAUUUCAGCUGCAUUUUUCUCGUUCGCUGUGUUACAUCUCCCGAUGUACAGAUCCACGGUAUAUAUGUCAUUUGCGCAAUAGUCAAUUUUAGUCAUCUAUGUUUCAAUAAAGGAUAGCCACGUAGACUGUGUCGUUUUAAACUUUUUUUGAUUGUAUCCUAUUGUUGUUUCAUUCGAACGAUGCAUUAUGGAAUACAUUCCGAAAUGGUUCACUUGCGUGGGAGUCUAAAUGAUUAUUGUCAACAGGUGAAAUCCAAUCUGCUUACACAACUCAAAUCUUGUGUCAUAUAAAAUGUAGAAUUUUCAAAGAAGAUUUACUUUUCGAUACGCACUGGGAUCUGUAAAUGUUCUGAGAUUGUCUCAGCAGUAGCAUACUCGCGCGAAAUAAUUCGCAGUCUAAGGGAGAGGGAAACCGUGCAAUUGCCAACAAAGUCUGUAGAGUGUAUAACGUGUCAUUUUACCCUUCUUCAAAUGAAAGAAUUGAUCGAAGGGUGAUUUAUACAUGCAACCUACCAUACAUCUGCUAUUCUGCUAACGGUUACAUUUAGUAUUCAUUCCAAUCUUUGUAUACUUAUUUUGUAUCGAAGUUUCACAUUCAGAAUGUGUGUGCACUUCAAAGCUUCAAGAACUUCUUCCUGUGAAUAGAUCUAAGAUAUAAAUCGGAAUAGUUACUUUGCUUACAAUGGCAUGUGUAAAAACAAAAAUGUACUUCUUGUGGUUAUAAGGA